Talaromyces amestolkiae is the source of this 1683-nucleotide messenger RNA. RefSeq lists its product as uncharacterized. The record is from RefSeq and is a predicted model, not a curated record. The transcript is spliced from 3 exons. Gene Ontology annotation, molecular function: amino acid transmembrane transporter activity. Lineage: Eukaryota; Fungi; Ascomycota; Eurotiomycetes; Eurotiales; Trichocomaceae. Gene Ontology annotation, cellular component: membrane. Bases 1 to 1683 code for a protein of 560 amino acids. Gene Ontology annotation, biological process: amino acid transmembrane transport.
AUGUCUGCCGACGACAGCUUCAAGAUCACACCCAAUCUUGAAGCAAACGUCUCAGUUCGCGAUGACCUUAAGACGACAGAAGUUGUUAUCGACGAGAGCACCGCUCUCAGUCGCGGUCUUAGGGCUCGUCAUACUACUAUGAUCGCCCUCGGCGGUGCUCUCGGCUCUGGUUUGAUCAUUGGCACCGGAUCUGCUCUCGCUUCGGCCGGUCCAGCUCCUAUAUUGAUCUGCUACUCCGUGGUCGGAUUUGUCGUCUGGAUUAUGUUAACAGGACUUUGUGAGAUGGGAACAUACCUACCGAUUCCUGAAGGCUUCACUGGAUAUGCUUCUCGUUUCGUGGAUCCUGCGAUGGGCUUUGCGCUGGGCUGGUCUUACUGGCUCAAGUACUCAAUAUCAACUCCAAAUCAACUGACAGCCGUCGCGCUGGUCCUCCAAUACUGGGUCCCAGCCGAAAAGCUCAAUCCCGGCGUCUUUAUCGCAAUAUUUCUCGUCGUAAUCAUUCUAAUCAACUACAUCGGCGUAAAAUUCUUCGGUGAAUUCGAAUUCUGGCUCUCGAGUGCAAAAGUCGCGACUCUUGUCGGGGUGAUUCUACUCUCUCUAAUUCUGGCUUGCGGUGGAGGACCAGACCAUGAUGCAAAGGGUUUCCGAUACUGGCACACUCCCGGUGCGUUUAAAGAAUUUGAUGCAAAAGGGGACCUGGGCCGAUUUUUGGGCGUUUGGAAUACCAUGGGAACAGCUGCUUUUGCGUACUUGUCGACUGAGUUCAUUGGCGUCACUGUUGGCGAGGCACAGAACCCACGCAAAACCAUCCCGCGUGCUGCUCGAUUGAUCUUUUAUCGAAUUCUGUUCUUCUAUGUCCUUAGUGUGUUCUUUCUCGGUAUGCUCGUCCCGUACGACUCGAAGGAGCUCGCGUUUGCCACUACUCAGUCCACCUCAGCUGCUGCGUCGCCGUUUGUAGUUGCCAUUGUAUUGGCGGGAAUCAAGGUGCUGCCUGGAAUCCUGAACGCGUGUAUCCUUAUCUUCGUGUUCUCUGCCGCCGUUUCCGACCUCUACAUAUCGAGCCGAACCCUCUACGGCCUGGCACAGAACGGCAAAGCACCUCGCUUCCUCGCAAAAACAGACAGACGCGGUGUCCCCAUUCCCGCAUUGGCCGCAUCCGCAUUCAUCGCAUUGCUUGCUUUUAUGAACGUCUCCAGCGACUCCAAGGUCGUCUUUGGAUACUUUGUCAAUUGCAUCACAAUGUUUGGACUAAUCGUCUGGUGCUGCAUUAUCCUGAGCCACAUUAAAUUCGUCCAAGCACGCAAAGCGCAAGACGUCCCUGUUGUUCACUACCGAGCACCGCUCGGCAUUUGGGGGUCAUGGUUUGCGUUUUGUUUCUGUGUGCUGGUUGCGUUGACGAAAAACUUCAAGGUGUUCAUUCAUACGAAGUCGACUGGAAAUUUCGAUUACAAGAAUUUCAUCGUUGGGUAUAUUGCUAUCCCGGUGUUUUUGUUCUUCUUCACGUACUACAAAGUCGUGCACCGAACUAAAGGGGUGCGCGCUUCAGAGGCGGAUUUGUACACUGGAUUGGCAGAGGUGGAGUUACAUGAGAGGGAGUGGGCAGAGAAAGAAAGGGCGGAUGAGUUGCGGGAGAAGAGCAAAGUUGCGGUUUUCUAUAGAAGAUAUGUUUCGUGGCUGUUUUAG